This is a messenger RNA of Drosophila busckii, 3602 nucleotides long. RefSeq lists its product as uncharacterized. Bases 252 to 2519 code for a protein of 755 amino acids. The record is from RefSeq and is a predicted model, not a curated record. The transcript is spliced from 7 exons. Lineage: Eukaryota; Metazoa; Arthropoda; Insecta; Diptera; Drosophilidae.
ACUGUGGCUUCAACAGACUGUUGCCCAAUAAUUUGUUAAAUAAUUUCCUGGCGUAGGAGUGACGCCAUGUUGUGAAAAGUGAAAAGUCUACUGCAAGAAAUUUUAUUUACCAACAUUUUGAGAGCCUAGAGCUAACAAAUAUAACAAACUGCAAAUAGUGCGUGUGUGUAAAUCGUAAUAAAAAGCAGCAACAGAGGGAGAGGCAGAGAGCAAAGGAAAGGACAUUGAUUUGUUUUUGUGCUAGCAGCGCUAUGGCUGUGCAAUUUGUAUUCGCCGCCUUGUGGGCAGUGCUGGCCUUGGCGCAAACAACACCUCAGCAUGCUGGCUAUUCACUUCAGGCUGCUGUGGACGAGCUGCAUCGACGUGAGGCAGCCAAGUAUCCAUUGAAUGCGCCACCAGCACACCAGGAUGAUUGGGAUGAAGAUAGCGAUUUAUUUGGCAACAAGUAUAAGAAUCGCAACCGUCAUAGGUUUAAUAAAGCACUUGCCAAGUACUUAGAGCGCGAGCGCAAUAACUAUGAGAUGCCAUACGUGGGCCAAGAGUUCGAUGGGCAAGCCAAUCCCAGUAAUCUCUUUGUGGAUGAGAAGCGUAAGCGCGCCUCUUCGCCUUUUAGGGAGCGCGAUGAGCAGUACGAGAUUGCUGCACCCUCCGUCUUCCGCGAGCGUGAGAAUCAGGGCGGGAAUGUGGACGCCGGCGCAGCCACACACAGCGAGCUAACGGAGCAGUUCCUACGCGAGAUCGAGGAGGCCAGCGAGCAUGAGCGCCAGGAGCGCUACAAAGCCGCGCUGCGUCAGCUUUGGGAGAAGUAUCAGCAGCAGGAGAACGAGCUGGAGCAGCCACAGGAUCCCGAUCUCUUUGAGCAAAAGAAACGCAUGCGCAUGCCGCCAUAUUAUUUGCUCAUGCAAAAGAAACGUUCCUAUCCCGUGCUGCCCUGGCUGCCCUACAAUGCCGACAAGAAGAAACGCUUCCCAGUGGCCAAGCGCGCUAUCUCGGAUGCACCGCUAGUCAGCAAAACGGAUGAGCGUGUGGCACAAGAGCUAAGCGAACUAUUUGGCAAGCCAGCGGAUCAGCAGCCCAUCGAUGCCAAAAAGAAACGUUCGACAGAGCAGCAACUGAAGCCAGCAGCCGCCACCACACAUAAGCCAGAGGCAUCAGGCACUGCCACUGCUUUGGGUGAUAUGCGUCUAGAGAUCAAUUUCCAACGCGUUAAUGUUACCAAUGGCAGCCAGAAAGAAGCCACCACGCCGGAACCUGGCGCGCCUGAGCAAGCGAAGCAUGCUCAUGCAGCUGGACAUCAUCACAAGCGCAACGAGCAGCAUUCCGAGGAGGAGUCCGCUGAGCAUGAGGAGCAUGAGGGCGAGGGCGGCGAGGAGAGCUACGAAGAGGAUGACCAUGAUGAGUUUGAUGACGAGGAAGGCGAUGCCGAGACGGAUGCUGAGGAGCGUCGACGCAAGAAGAAGCGCGCGGCCAACGCCAAACAUGCUCACGCCCCCAGCGUGGGGCACUUGAUGCUGCGCGCCAAGAAAUCAAUUGACUGGUCGCAGUACUUUGGACUCGAUCUCGAUCGCAAGAAGAAGGCCGAGCAGGGAAUAAACCCUAACAACGAUGCCAACAAACACAGCUCCAGCGAGGACGGCAAUAUUAACACCAACAGCGAUGAACAAGUGGAGCAGGAGCAGGAGGAAGAGAAGAAGAAGCGUAACAUAGACACCGAUAAGAUUGAUGCUAUGGAUAAAAAGCUGCAAUCUGUGGAGGACUUUAUUAUUGAUGAAACCAUCAAAUUUACGGGCGCUCAUGAGGGUCUCAACAGCAAGAAUCACGAUGAAGCACGUAAGUUAAAGGAGCAGCUACUGUCACGUCUAGCCACCGCCUACAGUCUGGAGAAGAUGCGACGUGCGUUGGACAACUUGCGUGUCUCCGUAGAUUCAGAUAAUCAUUUGCUACGCAAUGUCAUUGAGCCGGACUCCGAUGAAAAUACGCUGGACAAUCGUUGGUCAAGCAGAGCCAAGCAGCACUUUGGUUUGAAGAAGCCGCAACAAGAGGAGCCAACAGAUGACCUGAUCGAGUCGAAGAGGAAGCGCAGUGGCUAUAUGCGCUAUCCGGAGCAGCCCAAUACCAUGGAUGAUGCCCUGACUUUAAAUAAUGGCGGCUAUGAGACUUUGAACGAUGCUUAUCUGGGCAACAAAAACUACAUCAUUGGCUCCAAUCAGUGUCCAGUUAUAGAAUCAAUGGCCGAACGUUGUCGCAGUGCGGAUCUCAUUUCCGGUGACUUGAAUCAGGAACUUUUGCCGCUCUGUGGCGUGCAUCAGAUUUGCUAUCUUUGCGGCGCCUCCCAAGUGGCCUGCGACUAUCAAUAUCUGGCCGAGGCGGACAACUUAUGCGGCAGCAGCAACGAGUGCCAGGCAGCUGCACGCUCCGUUUUAAUGAUUCUACGUGGCGCACCGGGUCGCCAGCUGGGACCGCGUGAGUGCUUAAAGAAUCCUUGCUUGUAUAGAGCUAUGCGUGAGAUUGGACUUUAAACACGCUAGCCCAUUCCUAUCAUUGCACAACGUGCUCUUGUGUGCGUUUAAAAAUAAAUACAAAUACUACAAAAACAAAAACAAAAUAAUGCCACAAAACUGGCCAAAGAUAUUGUUUGCUGAACUUGCAAAUCGAAGUAAAUAAAAAAAAUAUUUGUAUGCAUAUACAUUUGCUGUUGCAGAGACAAAUAAAUAAUUGAACAGGCGGCAACAGCUUUUACCAGAGACCUAAAAUGAAAAACACACUCUCAGCUAAAUGAAAUCUAGCCUGACGAACUAAACUUGAAAAGUGUGUUGCGCAGUUAAUUUUGGAAAUACAUUUGAACCAAAUAUACAACAAUAUACAAAAUACAUAAUUGUAAUCAAAAAAGCCAAAAAAAAAUAUAUAUAUAUUCAUAUAUUCGUAAAUGUAUUAACGGUUUAUUAAUGUGUAAACAUUUAUAUAAUAUCAAAGUAAAAGCCCGAGGCGAGAUACAUAGGCAGCACGAAAGAUACAAAUAGAUAAUUAUAUAAAUAACACCGCCCAGUAAAUGCUUAAAAAAUAUAGACAUAUAGAUUUGACGCAAUGCAAGCGAAUAAAUGAGCUAAUGUCUACUAAAUGUUUUUUAAAUGUAUUUCAAUAUUCGCAUAGAGCCACUCUUUAAAAUCUAUAUAUACUUAUAUAUAAAUGUACAACUAACUAGUCUACAGGACGUACUAGCUAAACACAAACUCAAGCGAUAUCUUACACAAACAAGAAACACUAUCUUACGAUUUUCAAAUACUAUUUUGUGUUGGUUUUAGCAUAUCCAUAUCCAUGCAAAGAACCCUUCGCUAUUUAUUGAUGUCAUUAUACUAUAUUUAUAAACAUAUACUUGAAUGUGUUUCAGUGUUAAAACAAUAAAUGCAAAUAACUAAGACAAAUAUUCUCCUAAAACCUAUAAGUGUGAUUAUAAUAUUAUACAUGCAUACAUACAUACACAAAUGCUUAGCCAAACAGCAAAAAGAACAUAAAAACUUACGAUAUGUAAAACAAAAGUCCGCAUGAAAAUGAAUCAAAAUAUUAUAAAUGUAUUUACAUGUUUGCUAUCGUUUAACAAUGAA